CCCGCGGCCCGGCCCCGCCGCUCCCCCCGCCCCGCAGCCGCCGAGCCGGAGCCGCCGCGGCCGGACCCGAUGCCGGGAGCUGGGCGCUGAGGGCGGCCCCGACAUGGGGGUUCUCAGCAUCACGGACCAGCCUCCUCUGGUCCAAGCCAUCUUCAACCGGGAUGUGGAGGAGGUUCGGUCGCUGCUGAAUCAGAAGGAGAACAUCAAUGUACUGGACCAAGAACGCCGAACACCGCUCCAUGCUGCUGCCUACAUAGGAGAUGUUGCAAUCCUCGAGCUCCUCAUCCUGUCAGGUGCUAAUGUGAACGCAAAGGACACGGUUUGGCUCACCCCGUUACACCGCGCUGCGGCCUCUCGGCACGAGAAGGCACUUCACCUCCUCCUGAAGCACUCUGCGGACGUCAAUGCCCGCGACAAGCACUGGCAGACGCCGCUGCACGUGGCCGCGGCCAACCGGGCCACCAAGUGCGUGGAGGCCCUGGUGCCCCUGCUCAGCACCGUCAACGUGGCCGACCGCACGGGCCGCACGGCGCUGCACCACGCCGUGCACAGCGGCCACCUCGAGAUGGUGAACCUGCUGCUGAACAAAGGGGCCAGCCCGAGCACUUGUGACAAGAAGGACCGGCAGCCCAUCCACUGGGCAGCUUUCCUGGGGCAUUUGGAAGUUCUGAAGCUGCUGGUGGCCCGGGGAGCUGACGUGAUGUGUAAGGACAAGAAGGGCUACACCCUCCUGCACACGGCGGCAGCCAGCGGCCAGAUCGAGGUCGUGCGUCACCUCCUGAGGCUGGGGGUGGAGAUCGACGAACCAAAUUCCUUCGGUAACACUGCACUUCACAUCGCCUGCUACAUGGGCCAGGACGCCGUGGCCAACGAGCUGGUCAACGUCGGUGCCAACGUCAAUCAGCCCAACGAGAAGGGCUUCACCCCCCUGCACUUCGCUGCCGUCUCCACCAACGGGGCCCUGUGCCUGGAGAUCCUCGUCAACAACGGGGCCGACGUCAACUUUCAGAGCAAGGAAGGGAAGAGCCCAUUGCACAUGGCUGCGAUCCACGGACGGUUCACGCGGUCGCAGAUCCUCAUCCAGAACGGCAGUGAGAUCGACUGUGCUGACAAAUACGGCAAUACCCCCCUCCACGUUGCUGCUAGAUACGGCCACGAGCUGCUAAUUAGUACUUUGAUGACGAAUGGUGCUGACACUGCAAGGCGUGGGAUCCACGACAUGUUCCCUCUGCACUUAGCUGUUCUCUUCGGAUUUUCAGACUGUUGUCGUAAGCUACUUUCCUCAGGUCAGUUGUACAGCAUCGUGUCCUCGCUGAGCAACGAGCACGUGCUGUCUGCAGGCUUCGACAUCAACACGCCUGACAACCUCGGGAGGACUUGUCUCCACGCUGCUGCUUCCGGAGGGAAUGUUGAAUGUCUUAAUUUGCUGUUGAGCAGCGGUGCUGACUUGAGGAGGAGAGAUAAAUUCGGGAGGACUCCACUGCACUACGCAGCUGCCAACGGCAGCUACCAGUGUACGGUGACACUGGUGACGGCGGGAGGCAGCAUCAACGAGGCCGACUGCAAAGGCUGCACCCCCUUACACUACGCUGCUGCCUCGGACACCUACAGGAGAGCAGAGACUCAUUCAGGAAACAGCCAUGACACUGAUGAGGAGCCACUGAAGGAGUCCAGGCUGAAGGAGGCGUUCUUUUGUUUGGAGUUCCUGCUGGAUAACGGUGCCGACCCCUCCCUGCGGGACAAGCAGGGCUACACCGCCGUCCACUACGCGGCCGCCUACGGCAACAGGCAGAACCUCGAGCUGCUCCUGGAAAUGUCUUUUAACUGCCUGGAGGAUGUGGAAAGCACCAUUCCAGUCAGCCCUUUGCACUUAGCUGCCUAUAAUGGUCACUGUGAAGCCCUGAAGACACUUGCUGAGACCCUGGUGAACCUGGACGUGCGGGACCACAAGGGCCGGACAGCGCUGUACCUGGCCACGGAGCGGGGAUCCACCGAGUGCGUGGAGGUGCUCACCAGCCACGGCGCCUCCGCGCUGGUCAAGGAGAGGAAGAGGAAGUGGACCCCCCUCCACGCUGCAGCUGCCAACGGGAACACGGAUUCCCUGCACCUCCUGAUAGACAGCGGGGAGCGGGCGGACAUCACCGACGUCAUGGACAUCCACGGCCAAACCCCGCUGAUGCUGGCGAUCAUGAACGGCCACGUUGACUGUGUCCAUCUCCUGCUGGAGAAGGGAUCCACGGCUGACGCAGCGGACAAGAGGGGAAGGACUGCCCUGCACCGAGGGGCUGUGACAGGCUGUGAGGACUGCCUGGCUGCUCUGCUGGACCACGAUGCCUUCGUCCUGUGUCGGGAUUUCAAGGGCCGGACCCCGAUCCACUUCGCCUCGGCGUGUGGGCACCUGGAAAUCCUGCGGACCCUGCUGCAGGCAGCCCUCUCCACUGACCCCCUGGACUCCGUGGUGGACUACAGCGGCUACUCACCGAUGCACUGGGCUUCUUACAGUGGGCACGAAGAUUGUCUUGAAUUGUUACUUGAACACAACCCGUUUGCGUACCUAGAAGGAAACCCCUUUACUCCAUUGCACUGUGCAGUAAUUAACAACCAGGAUGGCACUGCUGAAAUGCUGGUGGAAGCAUUAGGUGCCAAGAUUGUUAAUAGCAGAGAUGCCAAAGGAAGGACACCCCUUCACGCUGCUGCCUUUGCAGACAACAUCCAUGGUUUACAGCUGCUGCUGCGGCACCAGGCCGAGGUGGACACGGCGGACAAGCUGGGCAGGACCCCCCUCAUGGUGGCUUCUGAGAACGGGCACACGGCAGCAGUGGAGUUCCUGCUGUACCAAGCAAAAGCAAAUAUAACUGUGCUGGAUGUCAACAAGAACACAGCUCUUCACCUGGCCUGCAGCAAGGGCCAUGAAAAGUGUGCCUUGUUGAUCCUGGGGGAAACCCAAGACCUUGGCCUUAUCAAUGCAAGUAACAGUGCUCUGCAGAUGCCGCUCCACAUCGCGGCGCGGAACGGGCUGGCCUCCGUCGUGCAGGCCCUGCUCAGCCGCGGGGCCACCGUGCUGGCUGUGGAUGAAGAAGGUCAUACCCCAGCCUUGGCAUGCGCUCCCAACAAGGACGUUGCCGACUGCCUGGCACUUAUCCUCUCCACCAUGAAGCCUUUCCCACCUAAGGACGCCAUCAGCUCUUUCAGCUUCAACCUCCUCAAGAACUGCGGCAUCGCGGCCAAGACGGCGGCGUGCGGGGCCCUCCCCAACGGCAGCUCCUGCCCCUACACCAAGGACCGGCACAACGCCAUCGGCCUGGACGGCUGUUACUCGGAGUAGCUUAAACUAUGGGUGACCUAAUAUCUUAUUAUAUUUAUUUAGAAAUUCUAUAAAUAUAGGGCACUUUAAAGGAGAACAAGACUGGGCAGGCCAAGCGUGGCCCGGCGGGCCAAGAGUUCGGCGCUUUCCCCCUCUCGCCGGGUGCCGGUGCGGUGCCAAAGCUGCUCCUGGCAGUGCCCCUCCCGUCCCCUGCCCCUUCCCAAUCCUCUCUGUCCCCUCGGUGGCCGGGCAGGAGGCGGAAGAGGCAGGAUUUGGGCUGGGACAAGGCGGGUGCCACCACCCACCGCUGGUUCCCCCCAGCCUGCGGGGUGGGUGAAGCCGUUCCCGGUGUUCCCGGUGCCCUGUGCCAGCCUCCCGCCCUGCUGGGAUGCCCCCGGGGCUGCCAUCCGGCUGGGAUGGGGAAGCCUGAACUCUUGGUGGGACGGGGGGUGGGAAUUUGGGACUGGCUGGCCGGGGUGGGGGUCAGCUCCUGGCCAGGUGCCGCUGUCACCGCUCCUCUCGGAGUCGCUCUUUCCUCCUCUCAUCCUUCGAGUCCAAACACUUGAACCAAGAUCUACUGUACCUGGGGACACUAAAAUAUCCUUUUGGCAGCUCAUUUCUAGGGAAAAACGGGUGCUGCUGCCCGAGCCCGGCCGCGGAUGUGCCACUGGAGCCUCCUCCCCACACCAGGCACUUUAGGGAUUCUGUUGGUUGUUGGUUUUGAUUUUUUCCUUGGCAAAUUGUCAGAUCCUAAAACAAUUCUGCUUUGAGUUUCCCUUCCCUGGUUUGUGUGGCUGUUUCCAUGCGAGAGUCAGUGUUGGCUGGUUGUUUUUUUAAAAAGAGAUGAGAAUUAUUUAUAGAGAAACGAACAUUUACCUUUAAAAAACAACAAAAACCAUAAAAAAAAAAAUCAAUGUUUUAGCCUUUACUAAGGAAACAAAUGCACUUCUGAGUCCUUAUUCACAACCCUGAGUAAGUCUGUGUUGCUUUUUCGGAUGCAGCAUCCUGGCAGGUUUCGUGGCACGUGUGGAUGUGGGUGGGAUCGUUGUUUUUUGGUUUGGGUUUUCCUUUUUUCCUUUUUUUUUUUUUUUAAUUUUAGAAAUCCUGUUUAUGCUGCAGGUUUGAAGCAUUCGAGAAUGUUGCACUGUUGUUUUUUUUUCCGUUGAUUUUUUUUCUUUUGUUGCUGUUUUUCCUUCUGAAUUACUGUAACAGUAUCAAAAAACAAUGUUUUCCUCCAUGUCACGAGUCUGUUCAAAGCCAAAGACGGGGAUGCAGAGACCGGGAACGGGCUGGAAUUUCAGGAACCCCCGUCCCCCCCGAGCUCCUCUCCCGCUGCAGCCGGGCCCACCUGGGGAGCACGAGGCUGGGGCUGCCCUGGGGGUGUCCCAGUGUGACCCCCCGGGAUGGGAGCAGGGAUGAGACCAUCCCUGUGUCCCCCAGAGCCCGCGACGGGACUGAGCGAGCCCUGAGAGUGUCAGAGAGAAAAGGGCAUUUCUGUAACCAAAAUUACUUCUUUUUUUUGUCUUUUUUGUUAAUGAUUUCUGAAUGAAGGUGGCUCCUGCCAGGGAGGGGUGUCAGGUGCAGGUUGUGGAGCCGUUCCCGGGAGAGCUCCCGGGGGACACUCCCGCCCCCACGGGCAGGAUCCCCUCGCACUGUUUCUUUCUUUUGACCAAAGCCAAACUCUUAGAACCAAAUAUGAAGUUUCAGUCUUGGCCUUUGGGUGAUAAGCACAUUUUCUUGGCGUGCCCCGGAGGAGUUUGUCCCGGAGGGGGGAGCGGGGCCGGGGCCCUCCCGGUGCUCCCGCUCCCCGUCCCGCACUUCGCUCAGCAAAGCACUCAGCAAACUUGCCCUUGGUGAGAUCCUGGAGCCAGGGCCAGGCACUUCUGAGGGGCAGAGCUCUGCCUGCUCCAGGGGGAUCCUCCCUUUGGAUCCCCUCCUUUUAGGACAGUAUCCCCAGCGUGUCCCCCUCCUCACUCCCCUCGAGCUUGAAAGGAAGCGUUGACCUUUCUGCACCGGAUACCUCAGUUUGGAACCAGAAUGAACUCACGAAACUUGAAUCAAAAGAUCCUUUUGGAAGAUCCUUUUCAGUAUUCUACGGAGGAGAACUGGAAACAGAGACUUGUUUACAUUGCUGGCGAAUCCGCACUCGCCUCUUGCAGCUCUUUCCCUUUCUGGGAGGAAUUUAAGCAUCACUUUAUCUCCUGGCUGCUUCCCUCCCCCUUCCCACGGGGCAGGAAAGUGGGGCCAAAGUCCUGAGCCGUUGCCUUCAAGGGCUAAAGUGCUUUUCCAGGCACAUGGAGGGGCCGAGGCGCUCCCGGCCGGGCGGCGAUUCCCGGGGGCAGGGAUGGGUCGGAGCGGGGCUGUGAUGCUCCCUCUCCGUGGAAUCCACCCCUGCCCCAGGAGGGCUGUGCCCCUCGUGCCGUGGCCCUCGGUGUGGCCCCGUGGCCCUCGGUGUGGCCUCGUGGCCCUCGGUGUGGCCUCGUGGCCCUCGGUGUGGCCUCGUGGCUGUCGGGAGACGGGAUCCGGCACCAUUUCACUUGAACGUGGCUUUUCCCACCCUUCCGUAGAGCACACGGAAAAUGCUGCUUGUCCUUCACCCCCCCCAGCCCCCCCUCCCUGUUUUUUGGAGUGUUAUUGUGGUUUUCAGUUCCUUUGCUUAGAGGAGAAAGCUGAUCCUUCCUUUGACCUCGUUGCCGUGCUCUCCCCGCUCAACGACGCCGAGACAAUCAAUGUGAUCUCUGUAAGGGCUUCUCCAUCCUCUGCCACGCCUUGUGUCCUUCCCUCUUAGCCAGGAGCUUCUUCUCCCCUCCCCUGUGUCUUCUUAAAAAUAGUAAUAAUAAUGAUAAUAAUAAUAAUAAUAAUGAGAAUGGAGGGAAACGAGGUUCCAGCGGCGCAUCCGUGGUCUGGGAGCAGAGGGGAGGGGAGGGGUGGGAAGGGGACGUGUGGCCUUGGGGGUCCCAGUCUUGUUCUCCUUUAACGCUGUAUCGUAUCGUUGACAGCACAGCUUGACAAUUUAAGUAAUAAUCAAAGUGUUUGGUAAUAAUGCAUUAUUUUGCUAAACGAGAUUUGUGAUGGUUUCCCUGGUGCAUUGUAAAGAGGGAUGGAGGGAAACUUCCGCUGCCCUGCCCGCUCCCCCCUCCCCAGCCCCUCGUGGGCUCCCAAACCUUCUUCCCUCGGACCUUAAUGCCAAAGUUGGACCAUUCCUGCUCAGUUCUGCCCCUCCAAGCAGCGAAUUUUUUGGCUUUUCCCACCUCAAUCUGAUCAAUCUCUUGGUUUGGAACACGCAGGCACCGGAUCUCCCUCCCCUCCCCUGUCCCAACCCCUGGAAAAAGGAAGUUUCUCUCCGCCCCCUUGGUCCAAAGCACUUGCUUCAAGUAAUAAGCACUUUUGUUAAAGCAUGAGUCUGGAUUCCCUUUAGCAUCCCACGGGAUAGAGAGCAGCGCGAGGGAUACGAGAGUGUCUUUGGCUUUAUUUUUUCAGUUGGAAUUUAAAAAAAAAAAAAAAAAAGUUCGUUUCUAGGGAAUGAAUGGACGAAGGGAAGUUGUGUUUUGAGAGAGAGAGAGAAAAAAAAAACCUAAAAAAACCUAAAAAACAAACAAACAAACAAAAAAAAAAAAACCAACCCAACAGCACAAGUACAUUUCAAGUCCCCGGGUGUUUUUGCACUGCCAUUGCCCGAGCGAGGGGCCCCGGCCCCCUGAGCCAUAGACCCUCUGACAAACACUGAAUGUACCGGGCUCGGCGUCCCCGACGGAGCCACAGUCCCCGAGGAGGAGGAGAGCCUGGGGGGUGUCUUUGUUGUCGCUGUUCCCCAGCUGCAGGCACUUGGAAACUUAGUUCUUUGGGGAAAUGUGUCCCCUGUCCCGCUCCUGUCCCCUCUCCCACCCCUCUCCCACCCCUGUUCCCUCUCCCAUCCCUGUCCCGUCCCUCUCCUGUCCCUUCCCCACUCCUCUCCUGCUCUUUUCCCACCCUUCUCCCACCCCUUUCCCCUCCCUCUCCAAUCUCUCUCUCUUCCUCCCAUUCCCUCUUCCACCCCUCUCCCAUCCCCUCUCCCCUCCCCUCCCUCUCCCGGACGGAGCGAGGAUCCCCCUCCCCAAACUCAGACGAGCAGCCCCAUCGGCCCCAUCCCGGGGCUGGAAUCCGGCAAAUAAAAAAGUAGCACUAAAAGCCAAGCAAAAAAAAAAACAAACAAAAAAAUCUCCAAACUCGUGGAAUCAGUUUUGGUUUUGUUUCUGUUCGGGUGUUGGGAGCACCCGGAGCGUGGCGGGGUCUGUGCAGAUCCCAGUCCCCGGCGCGGGGGAGGAACAAGGAAAACCCAAAACAAGGAACGCAGAGGAAACAACCUUUUUUCCUUGAUUUUAUCCUGACGUUCCGUGGGGCCUGAGGAGCCCCCCAGGCUCCCUGCCAGCACCCCCCCCGGGGUCGGAUCCGUGCAGCCCACGCUCACCUUUGCCUUCAGUGAGAAACCAAAGGAAAAACCAGCCCCUUCCAGAGGAUCCCGGCGCGGAUUCCUUGGGUCGGGCUUUUGUUUCUUUUUCUUUGCCUUUUUUUUUUUUUUUUUUUUUUUUCCCCUCCCUCCUUUUCUUUCUGUUCUUUGUUUUUCUCCAAGGACACAAGGAGCUCUUCAAUCCUCUUCUCCUGGCUGGAAUUUUCUGGGCUCGGCAGUGAAAGGAGAUUAAACCCCUCCCCGCCCCCCCAAAAAAAAAAAAGCCGAGACUCAACCGAAGCAUCAUCGGGAGCUCCGGGUAACGUACCCACGGGGCGGGAGCUCCCCAGGGGAGCAGCGGCUCUGGAGCUGCCCCGAAAUCCUUGGAAUUGCGGCGCGAGGCUGGAGGGGAGGAGCCGGAGCCCCCGCGGGGCGGUCGGGGAUGGGGGGACGCGUCUCUUAAGGCAUCUGUAGCAACUCUGUGUCUUUAAUAUCCUCCGUGUCAAUGCUGCACCUCUGUAUUUUAUGCACAUAAAUGUUCCUUUGGUGGCGACAGGACAAACCUCAUCACCUGUCAGGUACAGCCGACUCCUCCUGUCCCGGCCUCCGCGGCCCCGGGGCCUCGUCCCCCUUCCCGUGCUGGGGGGCAGAAAGAGGGGGAAGAGAAAAAAAAAAAACAAAAAAAAAAGAGGAAAAUAGCCUUACUCGACCCAGUCGUAUCGAUAUUGUUCGUCAACUUGAAAAUAAUAAAGGAAACGCAUGGAAACCUC
Messenger RNA from Pseudopipra pipra, 8500 nucleotides. RefSeq names its product ankyrin repeat domain 52 (gene ANKRD52). The transcript has 28 exons. Lineage: Eukaryota; Metazoa; Chordata; Aves; Passeriformes; Pipridae. The record is from RefSeq and is a predicted model, not a curated record. Gene Ontology annotation, molecular function: protein binding. The coding region runs from base 104 to 3325 and encodes 1073 amino acids.